Messenger RNA from Teleopsis dalmanni, 2325 nucleotides. RefSeq lists its product as uncharacterized. The record is from RefSeq and is a predicted model, not a curated record. NCBI's taxonomy places the organism in Eukaryota, Metazoa, Arthropoda, Insecta, Diptera, Diopsidae. Bases 229 to 2115 code for a protein of 628 amino acids. The transcript has 2 exons.
UAAAUUUAUUUUUACCAGAGUAAGAAUCAAAUAAGAAGCAGUAAUUUAUAAAGCUACAUGUCAAAAUUUUCUAGGUUAUUAAAUUAUUUUCACCGAUUUAAAAAGGUCUGACGCGAUUAUAGCCUUAGUGGAACACAUUUAUUUCAAAAAAAAAAUUCAGUGAAAUAGUUGAUAUAUUUAUUAUUCAAGACUAUUUCAGGUGUAUUCCAUUAACACAGGUUUGUCAUCAUGCAUCGCACAAUGAAUAAGCUCGGUAGCUAUGUAAAGGAAGAUAAGGAAUUCGAGAACCAGGAUAUUAAAAAAAAAAUCAAAAAUAACCAUCGUGAUCGCGUCCUUAUGGCCAGACCUUUGACUGUUUGGGAGCGUUUAAGUAAAGUUAAGAAGGCAAGUAGUUUAGAACAUGUGCCUGAACAACGGCGCGGCCAUGCGCUAAAUCGUCUUGGACCGCCAGUUUCAAAUAGUGUGCCAUGGCAACAAGAAUCACACGAACAAGAACCAAGGAAAACCGGUGUGCGUCCUAUUUUGCCAGAGUCAAGAAACAUACGACGAACCACAGUACAGCGCACCGUUAUAUUGCCUCCACGUAGUGAGAAUGAAAACACAGGUGUCUCUAAUAACUCGAACAACUCCGCGAAAAAUUCAAUAAAGGAGUUACUGCAGGCUCGUAACAUAUCUUCUUCAUCUUCGCACACUAAUUCGUCGGAAAAUCGCGCAGACAGCAGUAUUAAUGUAAACGUGAUGACUUCCAUCGAUAUUGAUUGCAAAUCGAUUCAAGAACUCCAAAAGAAAGAAUCAAAUGACUCAAUGGAGGAAUAUGUUAUUGCACCCCUUAUACCUGUGCCCACCAGAACUUCUCUUAGCAAUGCAUCGCGUUGCGUAAGUAAUUUCUGUCACAUAGUAGAGCAGCAAAAGCGUUUGACAUCUAACGAAGAUACUGAGCUGUUGAAGAAUGUAGUUAAAUCAGAUGAACGUUAUACUAAACUUCGUGAGAAUGAUCCUGCCUUAUUCAAGGACAUACUUAAAUCGAAACUGGAAAAUAUAAUGCGUCAGGAGCUCAUACUUAAGAAUGCAUUAUUUUCAUUAGAUAUGAAUGCACAUGAAAUCGAGCACUUAGAAAAGGCAGCUGUUUUGGAGAACUCAACUGCAUCAAAAAAGCCCCAAGUUGACGUUAUCUUCAAGAAUGUGCCCACACUCGAAAAAGAAAUCAUUAUUUUAAAAGCGCUUGGUGAAAAAUUGGAGGCUACCUUACGACGCACAAAUGCAGAAGGUAAAAACGAAUCAGAGAACGAAAUUCCAUUUGUUACUUCUCUUCCUAAUAUGGAGUCAGCACAUUCUUGUGCUUGGAUUGAAGAUAUUGCAAAAAGUGUUCAGAUUGAAGCGAAAGUUGAAGGUGUUAAGCAAGACAUAGGUAUCGCUAAGGAAUAUAGGAGAGCAGACAGAACCUUGGGUGAAUUAAAAGCAGAUGCUGACUCUAAAUUUUGGAUGUUUAACGGUGAAGAAAAAAAUAAGAUGAAGUGUACAUCGUUUAAUAAACUUGCUCAGAAGCCAAAUGUACUAUUAAGUUGCUUGAAGUCGGAUGGACUUCUAACACCAUUUAAUCUUGUAGAUCAAGAUCCAAUGUUUCUUAACAGUUAUUUUUCUAAAACUCUAGGAGAAAAUUUCUUUGCUGAUGAAAAGCUUUCCGAUUUGUCUGAAUGUUCAUCCGAAAAAGCAAGUUUACUAGGUGAAAGCGGAGAUAGUACACAGGACAUACAGUUAAAAGAGACAUCCGAAGUAGAGCCACCAAAAAUAGAAGAAAUUUUUGAAACUGCCAAACAAAAGCUUGUAAAUAAAAAAACGCAGACUAAGGAUAAAAAUAGUGUUGCACGCUCCAAGGUUGUAAGGGAAACAAAGAACACUAAGAAAUGUGUAAAACGUCCUAAAUCUACUAAGACUGAUAGUGUACCCAAAUUACAUGGAAAGCGCCCUAAACGUGUAGUGACUCCCAUGCCACUUGAUAAGUUCCUGAUCGAGCCCAAAAAUGAUUUAAUUAAAACUAUUGUCAUUGGAUCGGUGCAGGUGUCAGUUUUCUUGUUGUUCAUCAUGGCCUUCACCUAUCCAGAUGCCACUUGCUAGCAACUAAUAAAACCAAAAAUCCGGUCAAAUAAAUAUAUUUUUUUUAUAUACUACGAAACUGCUCCAAUAUUUUGACAUUUGUCGUAAAAUUUUUCCCAGUAAUUUCUAUACAAAUACCAUUUUACGUGAAUAUUUGUGUUGUGAUUCUCAUGUGGGAUUCUUCAAAAUUUUUGUAAGAAAAUUACAGAAGUUAAAUUUAAAAUUUUAGUG